AUGUCAAAGCGUCACCUUUUCCCAUCCUUGGACGGGCUCGUCCCCAAGGCUCUUCGCGGCAUCGUUGCUUCGAACCCCCGACUCAACCUGGACGAAGCCAACAAAGUCGUAUACGACUCCGAAGCACCUCGGUCCAAUGUCAGCAUUGUCAGUGGCGGAGGAUCUGGACAUGAGCCUGCCUGGGCCGGCUAUGUUGGAACCAACUUACUUGCGGCAGCCGUAAUGGGUGACGUCUUUGCCUCACCAAGCACCAAGCAAAUUCUAGCCGCGGUCGAAUCAGUACCUUCCGACAAGGGCACUCUCCUGGUAAUUACGAACUACACGGGCGACUGUCUUCAUUUUGGACUCGCGGCCGAGAAGACGAAGGCAAAGGGCAAUCCGUGUAAGAUGCUCAUCUGCGGCGACGAUGUCUCCAUCGGGAAGAAGGGCGGCUCCCUAGUCGGAAGACGUGGGUUGGCCGGGCAAAUUGGAGUGCUCAAGGUUCUUGGUGCGGCAGCUGCUCAGGGGGCGACUCUCGAUGAGCUUUACGAUUUCGGUUCUGCAUUUGCCAACUCGAUUGUCAGCAUUUCUGCUACUCUCGACCAUUGCCACGUCCCGGGGAGGACUGAGCACGGAGCACUAGCCGAGGACGAGCUGGAACUGGGAACUGGACCACACAACGAGCCAGGUUACUGGAAGCUGUCACCAGCACCUUCAGCCGAGGGACUCGUCCAGCAGAUUCUCAAGUACUGCCUGGACGAGACAGACCCCGAAAGAAGCUACGUCAAGUUCAACCCCGGUGAUGAGACGGUCCUUUUGAUCAGCAAUUUCGGCGGCAUCUCGAAUCUUGAGUUGGGCGGGCUCGUAGACGAGAUUCUGCAACAACUGCUCAAGGACUGGAAUAUGGAGCCGGUUCGAGUGUACUCGGGAUGCCUGGAGACAUCACUCAACGCUCCUGCAUUUUCAGUAUCCGUUAUCAACAUCACCGCUGCUGCAGCCAACAGCACCUACACCGUUGACCAGAUCAAGGGCUUCUUUGACACUCGAACGGACACCGCCUGGGAAGCCGUUGCUGGAUACCAGAGUUAUCCGCGACGACGUAAGCGGUCUGAGCAGGUCGUUCCACCCCCGAAAGAAAUCAGGAGAACAGUCGAUGACUCCACUGACCUGAAGAUUGACCCAUCGCUGCUCGAGAGCAUGAUCGAGAGCGCCUGCAACGCAGUGUCAGCCGCAGAGCCGGAUCUCACAAAGUGGGACACCGUCAUGGGCGACGGCGAUUGCGGCCUGACCCUGCAGACGGGAGCCAACGCGCUAGUAGAUGCUCUGAAGACCAAGAAGGUUGCCUCCAAUGGCUCGGUGAUCGAGGUCCUGAACGAGCUGGAAGAUAUCGUCGAGGGUAAGAUGGGAGGGACAUUGGGUGGCAUUCUGGGUAUCUUCUUCGUGGCGCUGCGGACGGCGCUUCAGGAGAACAUCGGACUCGCAAAGGAAGUGGGAGUUCCUGCUCUAUGGGGAAAAGCUUUGUCAACUGCCAUCAGUCAUUUGCGUCAGUACACCCCGGCCAAAGUUGGUGAUCGUACAGUGAUGGACACGCUGAUUCCCUUCGCCAUGGCUAUGGAAGAAGGGAGAAGCUUUGAACAGAGCGUCGCUGCAGCUGUGAAGGGAUCCGAAGGGACCAAGAAGUUGAAGCCAAAACUGGGCAGGGCUACUUACGUUGGUGUUGGUGCGGAUAACAACAAGGAGCUGCCGCCCGAUCCAGGUGCGUGGGGAGCCAUGGUCGGACUCCAGGGCCUCUUGUCGGCUUUCUAA
Neurospora crassa OR74A is the source of this 1785-nucleotide messenger RNA. RefSeq lists its product as hypothetical. Gene Ontology annotation, molecular function: ATP binding; glycerone kinase activity. Lineage: Eukaryota; Fungi; Ascomycota; Sordariomycetes; Sordariales; Sordariaceae. The coding region runs from base 1 to 1785 and encodes 594 amino acids. The record is from RefSeq and is a predicted model, not a curated record. Gene Ontology annotation, cellular component: cytosol. The transcript has a single exon. Gene Ontology annotation, biological process: glycerol catabolic process.